CGUUAUGCAGGUGUUUCUCUGCUUGUUUGUCUAUUCCAUUAUCAAUUUGGGCUAUUGUGCAACCAAGCCUAACAUUAUCUUUUUGCUUACGGAUGAUCAAGAUGUGACAGCGCAGUCUCUAGACUACAUGCCAUUUCUUAAUGAAAUCCUGAGAGAGGGCGGCACCGAGUUUGUAAACUACUUUGUCCCGACAGGCCUCUGCUGCCCCAGUCGAUCCACAAUAUUGUCAGGAGAAUUCUGUCACAACACAAAGGUAUGGGACAACGGUGAUCUCAACAAUAGCACGUUUCUCAGUGGAGGAUUCGAAAAGUGGGUUAACGAGAGUUUGGAGGAGAUGACGGUUGCAACAAUUAUGAAGGGUGCAGGCUAUGAGACGUUCCUUUGUGGGAAGUAUAUCAAUGGAUAUGGGGAUAAACAUGCUGAUCACGUGCCUCCGGAUUGGGAUGUCUGGAUUGGAAUGACCGACACGAGCUACUUUGAUCCACACUUUUCGAUGAAUGGUUCUCUUGUUAAAACAGGCAAAAAGACUUAUCAGACUGAUUACAUCAGAGAUAGAUCAUUGGAAUUUCUCAAGGGAAGAAGUGACUCGAAGCCAUUCUUUAUGUAUGUUGCACCAUUUGCUCCUCAUGCACCUGCCACUCCAGCUCCACGUCAUGAAAAAUUGUUUAGCAACAAGCAGGCACCUCGGUUUAAUUCAUUUAAUCCUCCAGAUGAAGUUCAGCAUCAGAAGCCUUCAUGGCUUGGACGACUGCCUAAGUUGACAGAAAAGCAAGUAGAAGGAGUUGACAACUUUUAUCGCAACAGGCUACGUUCAUUGCAAGCAGUCGAUGAGAUGUUGAAAAAUAUAACUGAUAUGUUGGACAAGCAAGGCAUUCUUAACAACACUUACAUUUUCUACAUGGGAGACAAUGGACAGCAUCUUGGUGAUUAUCGGCUUCCCGGUGGUAAACGUCAGGGAUAUGACACAGACAUCAGAGUACCAUUUCUAGUGAGAGGCCCGGGUGUUCCACGUGGACUGAAGGUGCAUGAAGUUGUGCAGAGUGUCGAUCUGUUACCAACAUGGGCAGAUAUUGCCAGUGCAGUCAUUCCAGCAAAUAAAUCAGUUCACGUGGAUGGAAAGAGUAUCUCAGAGCUAUUUCAACGUGGCACAGCAGAUGAGAAUGGUGUUAACGUAUUUCGUUAUGUCGGUUUGGCUGAGAUGUUUGGCGGCUCAUCAAACAUGGGAAGUACCUACAAGGGAUUACCAGGAUUUGAGAAGAACAGAUUUUGGAACAACACGUAUCAAGGAAUCAGGGUCAUCAACGGUUCCGACUGGGCAGCUGGUGCAAACUGGUAUUAUGCUGAGUGGUGUACGGGAGAGAAGGAGUUCUAUAAUCUGACUGAUGAUCCACGUGAAAUCAAAAACUUGGCUUUAUCGCUGGAUGCAGACCUGUCUGAUAAGUUGUCUGCUAUGCUACACAAAGUUGGGACAUGUAGUGGAGAGGAGUGUCAACAUCUGUCGCUGCCCGAUAACUACAAAAGUAUUGCUGAUAGCUACACACUUCCCUGUCACAACCCACCAGAUAUGUCAACUAGUGUGGAAGAAAUAGAUGUCGGAUUCCCUUUUUCUGACAGUGAUGUUGUUCCUCAUGGUUGGUCGUAUGGUCACACUUGGGUUAAAGAUUUGGAUUGACACUUGUUUGCAGUUGUGACUGUUAGUGUUACUUGCACGUCAAGUUGUCAGUUUUGAACUCUUCUUUCCUUUUUUCUGCCCUGAUUGCUUUGGUCUUACGAGAUUUCUAUAUUGUUUAAAGGUUCUGAACUGUUGGUGUCAGUUUCUAUAU
This is a messenger RNA of Corticium candelabrum, 1823 nucleotides long. RefSeq names its product N-acetylglucosamine-6-sulfatase-like. The record is from RefSeq and is a predicted model, not a curated record. Bases 5 to 1672 code for a protein of 555 amino acids. Gene Ontology annotation, molecular function: glycosaminoglycan binding; N-acetylglucosamine-6-sulfatase activity. The transcript has a single exon. Gene Ontology annotation, biological process: glycosaminoglycan metabolic process. Lineage: Eukaryota; Metazoa; Porifera; Homoscleromorpha; Homosclerophorida; Plakinidae.